This is a messenger RNA of Pestalotiopsis fici W106-1, 471 nucleotides long. RefSeq names its product 54S ribosomal protein L19. The transcript is spliced from 2 exons. The coding region runs from base 1 to 471 and encodes 156 amino acids. Gene Ontology annotation, cellular component: ribosome; mitochondrial large ribosomal subunit. Gene Ontology annotation, biological process: translation. NCBI's taxonomy places the organism in Eukaryota, Fungi, Ascomycota, Sordariomycetes, Amphisphaeriales, Sporocadaceae. Gene Ontology annotation, molecular function: structural constituent of ribosome; large ribosomal subunit rRNA binding. The record is from RefSeq and is a predicted model, not a curated record.
AUGUCGAAAAGAGGAGCCGCCGCUGGUGCGGAUCAAAUCGUCAAGCUCAUCGUAGGAGCUGGUCAAGCAUCUCCCAGUCCGCCCGUCGGUCCUGCGCUUGGUAGUAAGGGUGUGAAGUCGAUGGACUUUUGCAAAGAAUUCAAUGCGCGCACACAACACAUCCUACCUGGCACACCAAUGCCCACGCGAGUCACUGUACGAGCAGACAGAUCAUUCCACUUUGAUAUCCGGACACCACAUACCUCAUGGCUUCUGAGAAACGCAGCAGAAAUCCCGAUUGGAAAGAAGGGCAAGAGAAAGGGCGCUUCCAAGCCCGGCCACGAGGUGGUUGGCACCGUCACACUGAAGCACGUCUACGAGAUCGCCAAGAUCAAGCAAACAGAGCUGAGAUUAUCAGGCCUGUCACUAGAGGGUCUCUGCAAGUCAAUCAUUUACCAGGCGAAAUCGAUAGGCCUUGCCGUGGUGGCAUAA